AUUUAGCAUCUUUGAUUAACAACCAUCCAAAAAAAUACUAUUUCUCCAUGUACGUAUACUCGUAUAGAGUGAGUUAGUUAUACUGACAUAUACUAAAUCAAAACAAAAUAGAUUUAAACCGAAACAAAAUCCAAAACCAAUUUUAGCUGACCAAAAAACCCGUCAAAGUCAACGAGGAAAUAGCAAAAUCGGAUUUCGCAAUCUGUCGUCACUCGUCACUCUCCUCUAUUAUUAAAGCUCACCAGAAUUCGAAACCAAUUUGAUCAGAAAUUUGAAUCGAAGAAGCAAAUCACAAAAAUGUCAGGAGUUUACGAUAGUCAAGCUGAUAUCUACUUAGACGCACGACCUACUUAUCCCGCCGAUUGGUACUCCAAGCUCGCCGCUCUCUCCCACCGUCACAAUCUCGCUUGGGACGCCGGAACCGGAAACGGCCAAGCUGCCAUCGGAAUCGCGGAACACUACGAAAGAGUCGUUGCGACGGACGUUAGCGAGACGAUGUUGAAUCUCGGAAAACCGCAUCCGAAAGUAACGUACCACCACACGCCCUCGUCGAUGACGGAAGAUGAAAUGGUAGAUCUUAUUGGAGGAGAGAACUCUGUGGAUUUGAUAACGGUGGCUACCGCCGUACACUGGUUCGAUCUCCCGAGAUUCUACGCGAUCGCGAAUCGUCUCCUCCGUAAACCAGGAGGAAUCAUCGCCGUGUGGAGCUACAACACUGACAUGGUGGUGAAUCCCGAGUUCGACUCGGUGAUGACUCGGUUCAUCGCUGAAACGUUGCCGUAUUGUAAAUUCCCAGAGAGUCAGUAUUUUUUGGACGGAUAUAAGACGUUGCCGUUUCCGUUUGAGAGCGUGGGUUUGGGCUCAGAGGGAAAGCCCAUGGAACUGGAGAUGAAGAAAACGGUGUCGUUUGAAGGAUUCUUGCGGAUGCUAAGAUCGUGGUCUGCCGUUGGUGCUGCUAAAGAAAAAGGAGUAGACUUAUUGUCGGACAAUGUAGUCAAAGAGCUCGAGACGGCUUGGGGUGGUUAUGAGCUGGUUCGAACCAUUGUUUACAAGACGUUUAUGCUCGCAGGAACCGUUCCUUAGAAACUAGCUUCUUUUUAAUUUGGUAUGGCUAAGUCUGAAACUUGAUAUCUUAAGGGUAUUUGAAACCUCAUGAAAUAACAAAAACAGGAUAAACAUAAAAAGUUUAUUUUACCUUUUCAUCGAACAUCAAAACGAACAUGUGAAAACGUUUGUAAUGUUUUCGCUUUAUUUCAACAAACAUAGAUUGUGAUAAAGACGCAUAUGAUUAUUAGAGAAACAUACUUUGCACCGAUAUAUAUUACUGAACUGGUUUGCUUAUUUAGUCUUAUGAGAAGAUUAAGGGCAUCUGAAACCAAGUGGGGGAAUUAUACGGCAGAGUCUAAGAACUUGGUUAACUCUCACAUUGAUAGUCAAGAAAUUAAAGAUUGUGAUUCUAACGGCAUUGCAGAUGCAGGCAGAUGCCGUAGCAGCGUCAAGCCCAGUCACUAGAGUGCAACAUGGCAAUACUGAUUGAUUGUUGAUGAGGAUUAAGCUGAGGUUAAGCACGUUAGUACAAGAUAGGAAUUGGGUCGAGUCUCUGGGACACACCGGAGCUUGAGGUGGAGGAGCUUGGGCCUUUGUGAAGACAAGGAAGACGAGGUUAAUGGUGAGGAAGAGAGCUAUAGCGUUUUUCAUCAUGUUCUUUGAAGCCAUGUUUUGAAAAUGUUAAUUAUGCUCUCUCUCUUUUGUUUAGUUCUGAGAGGAGUAUUGAGUAUUUAGUUUGGGAGGUGAGAGUUUGUAUUUAUAGUUGUUAGAACAUUUGGUUAGAUUACUGUUUGAUAUUUCUUUUGGAUGAAAGUUUACAAAAAUAAAAAAUAAUGCCA
Messenger RNA from Arabidopsis thaliana (thale cress), 1886 nucleotides. Its product is annotated as S-adenosyl-L-methionine-dependent methyltransferases superfamily protein. Gene Ontology annotation, molecular function: S-adenosylmethionine-dependent methyltransferase activity. The transcript has 2 exons. The record is from RefSeq and is marked reviewed. The coding region runs from base 298 to 1083 and encodes 261 amino acids. Lineage: Eukaryota; Viridiplantae; Streptophyta; Magnoliopsida; Brassicales; Brassicaceae.